UUGCCUCAACAAAAAUGGCCGAUUGGGCCGUCUUGCUUCUUCUUCCGCUCAGCGUGACACAGACCAAUCAGAAUCGACUCAAGCUCUUCGUUACAGCCAAUCGACUGGAGGAUUUGCUCUUCUCGAAAACAUGUCGCCCAUGAAGCUGUGUGUUCCAGGUGACAAGCUCUGCAGCACAGAAGACUGUAUUCCCGGCACAGGAGUAUAUCUGCGACACGGCUGCAUUUACUCCUCACUCACAGGCUAUGUGCUUAAGAAAAACGAAGGCGAGGAGUUACCAGUGAUCUCGGUUGUGCGGGAAACAGAAACACAACUACUACCAGAUGUAGGAGCAAUAGUCACCUGUAAGGUGACCAGCAUUAACCCCAGGUUCGCAAAAGUCCAUAUCCUUUAUGUAGGCUCCACACCGCUGAAGGACCGCUUCAGAGGAACAAUCAGGAAAGAAGAUGUGCGCGCGACAGAGAAAGACAAGGUGGAGACGUACAAAAGCUUCCGACCUGGCGACAUAGUCUUGGCCAAAGUUAUUUCUCUCGGAGACGUGCAGUCUAACUACCUGUUGACAACGGCAGAGAACGAACUGGGGGUGGUGGUGGCACACAGUGAAGCAGGUGCCCAGAUGGUUCCCAUCAGCUGGUGUGAGAUGCAGUGCCCGCAGACGCACAGCAAAGAAUUCCGCAAAGUUGCGCGAGUGCAGCCGGAGUUUCUACAGGCAUGAUGAGACAACAUAUUUCUCCACAAGGAACACACAGCUUCACCUCUCUCUUUCACUCACUGAACAAAAAGCCUCACAAGUUUUGCUUUCUGAAAGAUUUUAUUAGUGAGUACUGUCGGCUAAUUCUAUUUUUUCAUAGCUCUCUGGACAUGAUUUGAUUGGUCCAGCUAGAAUACACUGAAUCAGCGUCAGGCAUAUUCUAAACAAUGUAGUGUCUGUUGUAAGAGGCAUUUUUAGCUCAGUGCACGCAUCAGCAACAUUAGUUAUUAAAGUUGCCUUUCAAUUGCUUGAUGGCAACCCUGGCUGACUUAGUAAGUUACAUUGUAGCUGCGCAAUUUUGUGAGUGUCCACUAUGUUGAAAAGUGUAAGAAAGUUCUGUUUCACAAAGGCAGCAUUGACUCAGUUUUGCAAGUAUUAUGGCCGAUGAUCAGGUGACUCUGAGGAUGAAGCAGUUGGUGCAAACACAGAUUUGUAACCAGAAAUGAUUUAAAGUGGCUGUUAUUGGUCUGAAAGUAAACUGAUUUGACCAAAAAUGCUGCACUUUGAAAUGUAUUGUCAACUUUUAUUUUGUACAAUAAAGUAACAAAAACAUCCA
Molecule: messenger RNA, 1307 nt
Organism: Eleginops maclovinus (Patagonian blennie)
Lineage: Eukaryota; Metazoa; Chordata; Actinopteri; Perciformes; Eleginopidae
Gene: exosc1
Product: exosome component 1
Exons: 8
Coding region: 131-715 (194 amino acids)
Biological process (GO): RNA processing
Cellular component (GO): cytoplasm; nuclear exosome (RNase complex)
Molecular function (GO): RNA binding
Source: RefSeq, a predicted model, not a curated record